Meira miltonrushii is the source of this 2890-nucleotide messenger RNA. RefSeq lists its product as uncharacterized. The transcript has a single exon. The record is from RefSeq and is a predicted model, not a curated record. NCBI's taxonomy places the organism in Eukaryota, Fungi, Basidiomycota, Exobasidiomycetes, Exobasidiales, Brachybasidiaceae. Gene Ontology annotation, cellular component: cytosol. Gene Ontology annotation, biological process: regulation of Golgi organization. The coding region runs from base 44 to 2827 and encodes 927 amino acids.
CCUUUCAUCCAGCAUGGUAACAUCCAUAUAGACACAAUCAACAAUGAGUGCCUAUAACACACCUGUGAAGAAGGGUAUGAGGCGUAAUUCUUCAUUCGCAACUUCAUCUCCGGCAAAAACGCAAUUUCGUUCAAAAUUCUCAGUGUCCUAUGAGGCAUUAUUGUCAGGUGAACAUCCUUGGCUUGGCACAUCUGGUUCACAGUCAUCCUCGUUGAAUGCUACACCAGGAUCAAGCUAUUCCAAUCAAGGUGGAAGCUACUUUUCACCUUCUGGCAAGAAACCUUCAGCGCCGCGAACACGAUUCUUUGCUGAUUUGUUGUGUCUAAAAGUCGAGCCUUCCACGCUUGAAAGUCUUUUUAGCACAAUCACAUCCAGACAACUAACUGACGAUGACGAAACAGGAAAAGGUGCAAGGAUACGCGAUAACGUUGGAAGCUUGUGGAGAGAAUGUUUGAGGAUAUGGCAAGACGUUCCUCAUCAUAGCGAUUUCUCUACAAGCUCUGCAAACUCUAGUGAGGAAGUAAGAAGAUCGAAUGCUGUCGAUACACUGAUCGAAUUAUCUAGAUGUAUCCUCUCAAAGAAUUUCGUGCAUUCAUCUUCUUCGCUGGAUCUGAUUUGGAUUUUUGCAGGAGGCAUUGAUGAGGCCGACGAUGUCUUUGAAGAUUUAGUCAGUGCGAUUGACGAAGGAUUACGAGGAGAAUUGGAUAAUUUGAAUCAUCAGCCGAGACGCCCAGGUAGAAUCCCAUCAUCGAAUGAUCUGGACAACGACGCCACACCUCAGAGAAAUGCUGCAGCUUUCAACAAGCCAAAGGAGUUGCCCACGCUUGCCGAAUUACUUUUCCAUCGAAGGAAAGCUGUACAUCUAGCGAUCAUUUGGAUCAGCUAUACGUUCAUGACAAACCUUUCGGCAUACUUUAUUCGGAGAGACUUGUUUGUCAGCGCUUCAAGCCUUUUGAACACUAUACAAACCAUCGUUCGAACCACUCAGCAAUCUCGCACGGAUGGUGCUGGAUUAGCAGACGAAGACGCUGAAUUGCUGCGAAGCACUGUGCGGGAUACAAACUUUCUCAUUGGUUUGCUGGCUGGCCUAGGGCAGUCCAGCUCUUCUGGAACGGGAUUGGCAGGAGGAUUCAGGGCAAUGGAAGCAUCUUCAAGUCCAUACUUUAGGAGAAUGUGCGAUUGGGUUGAUGCUGGAUCGAUGAAUUUGAUACGAGAAGCGAGUGCAUACGAUCUGGAGCAAGCUUGGCGUGCGUUCUUGGUAGAAGUAGAAAGCAGUCAAGAUUCAUCUAGUCCUACGAAAAAUGGAGCUGGUGCAGCAAGCGGAAUAAGUGCAUCUAUCGGUAUGGUCACAGAAAGUUUCAGAAAGAUUGGCUUUUCGGGUGAAUCAUCAACAGUUGAUCCGAAUCUGCCGCCUGCUUGCACGAGCUGUUUGUUGCCGAUCUAUCUACUGUGCCGGGCUAAUACAGUGUUCGUCGAGAUUGUUAUGAGAGAGCAUGUGAAAGGACAAGAUAGUCUGCAAGGCAAAGAUGAUUUACAGAAGCCAUCCUUUGCUUCUGCAUUGAUCUCUUUGAUGAGCUAUCUUUCAACGCAUGGGGCACUCAGUGAACGAUCAAAAUCUUACUCAAGACUGGCUCUCUUGAUCCCGCUUACUCUGUUGGCCAGCCCGGCAGGAGUCGCAGCACUCAUCACAGCUGAGAGGCCUGACGAUAUUGCAGCUAUCAAACUAUGCACGCAACGAUCAGGUCCUCUUCCCGUUCGUGCUAUGGCUUCGACCGAUCAAGGAAGCUCACUUGGUUCUUUCUUUUCGCAAUUUACAGCCCAACAAAAGGAUGGGCAAAGAGGAGCAGGUAAUCGAAAGCAAUUGUUACCUUUUGUGCUGGAUACGUGUGUCCAGUACAUUCGUCAUAAUUUACGUAAGAGGUUGGACAUGCCUGGCUAUUUGAUCUGUUUGCAUCUCGUUCAAACGAGUAUACAAACAUGCGCUGAUCGGAAGGUGCAGCUGGAGUACGGCGAAUGGCCUGACGUUUGGGCAACGAUCAAUAGCACGAUCGCUUUUCUGGUUGGUCGACAUGCAGAGUUACAGGGCGUAGAAGUGAGUAAGCUAGGACAAGCACUCUUGUCUACCCUUGGCUUAGCAUUGCUUGAAUCGGAUAGAUUUCUGCAAUCACGUCAUGAUGUCAACAUUCUGGUAUAUGAGAUGGUACGAUCGGCCGAAAGUUUGAGGAAAUUGGCAAAUAUCAGCGCACGAAGUGGCAAUACGAACGGAAGUUCUCAUGUUGAUCAACGAACAUUGUCGUCUGCUAUACCUAUGUGGCCUUUGAUCGAGUCUACACUGGCAAGAUUUGAUGAAAAGUUGAUCGAGUGGGCUGAAAAGAAAGGUGGCAGUGGUGGCUUUGGCCUCUCAUUUUCCGUCUCUUCUUAUCUACCUACUCGUUUCGCUGGCUCUGGCUCUAGUACUCCAAAUGAAAAGACAGCAGACGAAACCAGCAACGAGCGAGGAUCACGACCAUCCUCAUCAGCCGGUCAAGCGAGCAAAAGUGCGCCAAAAAGGCUACCCGAUAUUCAAACCGUAUUAAGUUUGAUCUCAUCGCUGGAUAUGGAACAAAUCAUUCAUGUGUAUAAUAUUGAAUUAGAAGGAGGAGGAGGAGGAGGAUCAAGUGUAAGAACAAAUAGUAGACCUGGCCAAUCACGUUUUACGCAACCACCACAACAACAACGUAAAGGUGAAGCAAUCAUUGAUGAAGAAUGGCUAGAGAGAGCAGAAUCACAAAGUUUAUCAGAAGCUUUUCGAUUUGCAUCGGAAGAUAUGCGAGCAUUUACGAAUUGAAAAUCUGAUUGAAUCUGUUGUAUACCCCAACAUUGUAAUACUCUAUAUACAAAAAUAUAAGUU